CAGCGUCGUCGACAUCGCCAAUCGCUAGCGAUUCGCCGAGAUUGCUCCGACCGUAAUAAACCCUUAAACCCCAUUUCGUCGCCGUCUCCGACGCCAUACCUCGCCGCCGGGCCCCGCCGUCGCCGGAAAAAUGGUCGACAACAAGCGGAAACGCGGCCGCCCGUCCAAGCACCCGCCCAACGAAUCCGCGGAGGCCGCCGACCACCAGCACCCCAACGCCGCCGCCGCCACCGCUUUAAACGACGGCGCCUCGGCGCCCGCGGCGGACAAGACGAUGAGCGCCGACCCUCCCUCGUCCCGCCGCGGCCGGGGGCGGCCCCGGGGGAAGCCGGAGCGCCGGUCGCCGGAGCGCCGGAGCUCUCGCUUCGCCGAGCAGAACGGCGACUGCUCCUUGGCCGUCGCGGUCGGCGGCGGCCGCGACGAUAGGGACUUGGAGCUCGACGGGGAGGAGCCGUCGCCCAUGCCGAUGCCGAAGUGGGAGAACGUCGCGAGGGUGGUCCCCGCGAUGGACGCGGUGGUGAAGGUGUUUUGCGUGCACACGGAGCCGAAUUUCUCGCUCCCGUGGCAGCGUAAGAGGCAGUACAGCAGCAGCAGCAGCGGAUUCAUUAUUGGAGGGAGGAGAGUGCUGACCAAUGCGCAUUCCGUGGAGCACCACACUCAGGUGAAGGUGAAGAAGCGUGGCUCUGACACGAAGUAUCUGGCUACUGUGCUCGCUAUCGGGACCGAAUGUGAUAUCGCAUUGCUCACAGUCAACAGUGAUGAGUUCUGGGAAGGGGUUGCGCCUGUGGAGUUCGGAGAACUACCUGCACUCCAAGAUGCUGUCACUGUGGUGGGUUAUCCCAUUGGUGGAGAUACAAUAUCCGUGACGAGUGGUGUUGUGUCACGUAUGGAGAUGCUUUCCUAUGCCCAUGGAUCAACUGAACUCCUGGGAGUGCAGAUAGAUGCAGCUAUAAAUUCAGGAAAUUCUGGUGGCCCUGCAUUUAAUGACAAAGGAAAAUGUGUGGGUAUUGCAUUUCAGUCGCUUAAACAUGAAGAUGCAGAGAAUAUCGGUUAUAUUAUCCCAACACCAGUCAUCAUGCACUUCAUUCAUGAUUAUGAGAAGAAUGGGUUGUACACAGGAUUCCCCAUUCUUGGAGUUGAGUGGCAGAAGAUGGAAAAUCCUGACCUACGCAUGGCUAUGGGAAUGAAACUGGACAAGAAAGGUGUCCGAAUUAGGAGAAUCGAACCUACAGCUCCAGAAUCACAUGUCCUUAAGCCAUCUGAUGUUAUUCUUAGCUUUGAUGGGAUUAAUAUUGCUAAUGACGGGACAGUUCCAUUCAGGCAUGGAGAGCGCAUAGGUUUUGGCUAUUUGGUUUCCCAAAAAUACACUGGAGAUAAAGCUCAUGUGCAAGUUCUCAGAAAUUCGAAGAUUCUUGAAUUUGACAUAAAACUUGCUACUCACAAACGGCUCAUCCCUGCACAUAUUAGUGGGAAAUCACCUUCUUAUUACAUAAUUGCUGGAUUUGUUUUUACUGCCGUAUCUGUUCCGUAUCUCCGUUCAGAGUAUGGGAAGGACUAUGAAUUUGAUGCUCCAGUCAAACUGUUGGACAAACUUCUUCAUUCAAUGGCAGGAUCCGUGAAUGAACAGCUUGUUGUUGUAUCUCAGGUCCUUGUUGCAGACAUAAAUAUUGGAUACGAAGACAUUGUCAAUACCCAGGUCCUUGCUUUCAAUGGCGAACCCGUAAAGAAUCUGAAGAGUUUGGCCAACAUGGUGGAGAACUGUGAGGAUGAAUAUUUACGUUUUGACCUGGAAUAUCAGCAGGUAGUAGUGCUAAGGACCAAAACUGCCAAGGUGGCGACUUCGGAUAUACUAACAACCCAUUGCAUACCUUCUGCCAUGUCCAAUGACCUCAAAGCCUAGUCCGUGAAGAUAUGGUGCAUGAAGUUUCUGUCAUGGAUAUUACUGUGAGUCUGUGAUUUAGCCAAUGAAGCUCUCCUCUUUAUAUGUUGGACAAUUAAGUAGGGGCACUGAAAUCGACUUGCACUAGAGUAGUAAGCUAAACAGACUAAAACUUCAGAGGUUUUUUCUGAGCCCUGCGCAGCCGAUGCGCUCCCUUAUUUCUGUACUCAAUUUUUCGUCGAUUGGAAGGGAGCGAACAUGAAACGGAAAGGUUUUUGCCAAUGCUUGUUUUCGUUGGUCUAGUAGACCAGGAAUUUGACUUGAAACAGAUACAUGUAAUGUUAUUACCGGAACAGAUACUACAGAGCAAAGCAUUUUCAAGUGAGGUGAACCAUUGCGUUCACAAACUUUCAACGCU
Messenger RNA from Eucalyptus grandis, 2297 nucleotides. Its product is annotated as protease Do-like 9. Gene Ontology annotation, biological process: proteolysis. The transcript is spliced from 9 exons. The record is from RefSeq and is a predicted model, not a curated record. Bases 131 to 1900 code for a protein of 589 amino acids. Gene Ontology annotation, molecular function: protein binding; serine-type endopeptidase activity. Lineage: Eukaryota; Viridiplantae; Streptophyta; Magnoliopsida; Myrtales; Myrtaceae.